Molecule: messenger RNA, 2170 nt
Organism: Candidula unifasciata
Lineage: Eukaryota; Metazoa; Mollusca; Gastropoda; Stylommatophora; Geomitridae
Source: the annotation of a GenBank genome assembly
AUGAGUGAGGCAGGUCCUCGAGUGAACGGGCCCGCCAGCCCUACCGGCAAAUACAUCGAUGGCAUUGAUCCAGAUGAUCCUCAAUACAUUAAGAAUCUGCAGCGACCAGCGGAGGUCAAGGAAGACCUUCAGCAGAUGGAAAACAGGUCGCGUGUGUCAGUCAUACUGAACAGCCAAGCAUUUAAAGAUGAGCUGGAGCAGGUUGUGGAGGAGCAGCUGCGGAAUGGCCCCUACCCAGCCAGCCUGAUUGCUUUACAACAAAUCACAGACCUCCUGCUGCCCCAGUCUAAGGGUAGCCUUGGAAGUUUAGCUAGAGCAUCUUCAGUCAUUCCAAUCAAUGAUUUACGGGGAGUGGAGUCAUUAAAUUUUGCUAAGGGAGAGAAGUUGCUGCGAUGUAAAGUGGCUUCCCUCUACCGCCUGGUGGACUUGUGUGGCUGGUCCCAUGGCAUUCAUAACCACAUCAGUGCACGAGUGAGUCCAGAGAGUGAGCAUUUCUUGCUGAACCCCUUCGGUUUGACCUACUCGGAGAUCACAGCCUCGUCUCUGGUGAAAGUUGAUGUCAACGGAGACAUUGUCGAACCUGGCUCCACCUACCUGGGUGUCAACAAGGCAGGAUUCUCAGUUCAUUCAGCCAUUCACCAGGCCAGGCCUGACAUCAAGUGCAUAGUUCAUUUACACACACCAUCUGCUGUUGCUGUGUCUGCGUUGAAGUGUGGGCUGCUGGCUAUGAGUCAGGAAGCCUUGAUAUGUGGAAGUGUCAGUUACCAUGACUUCCAUGGAGUUGCAGUUGAUGCUGAUGAGAGGGAGAGACUGGCUAGAAAUUUAGGUGUUCAUAAUAAAAUUCUGAUUCUGCGCAAUCGUGGUGUGCUAGCUUGUGGUGAGACUGUUGAGGAAGCUUUCCACUUCACAUUUAACGUGAUGGCAGCAUGUGAGACACAGGUUAAGGCCAUGCCUGUAGGUUUGGACAACAUUGUGAUCCCAAGUGCUGCAGCCAGGGAGCAAACACACAAAGUUGCCAAUCAAGGUGGCGGUGGUGUGGAUUCAACUGGCCGGAAAUGGAAAAUAGGAGAGCUGGAGUUUGAAGCUUUGAUGCGAACGCUAGACAAUUCAGGUUUCAGAACCGGGCAUGUAUAUAAAAUGCCAAUAGUGAAACAAGAGAAGAAAGAGAGGUCAAACAGUGAGGUUGAGAUUCCGCCAGCUUCAAGCUCCUUCACGUACAUCUUUGACGGGGACUAUGAGCACUCUAAAUAUGCGUCUCCUGUGAAAGCUGCAAUGGAGAGACAGAAGAAAGCAUACAAAGCAGGCUGGCUGACAACUCCCAAUGCAUACAAGAAGAAAGAACUUGAUGAAAUCGGUACAACUACACCAAAGAAGAUAACCAAGUGGGUGCCUGAGACAGAUUCUCCCAACAGACCAGGCGGAGCAAUUGUGAAAAUUGAAAACCCCAACCAGUUUGCCCCGCAGGGAGAGAAUCCUAAAGAGUUCAAGGAGAAACAGAAGAGUAUCAAGAAAGAUUACUAUGAGGAGAGAAUUACUGCUGGUCCCCAGUCGAAAAUUCUAGAAGGUCUUACCUGGGAUGAAGCUCAAAGGGCAAAGGAUGGCCAGCUGAAUGCGGCUGGUGACCAGUUAAUUGUGGUUGGGGCUGCGUCAAAGGGAAUCAUACAGAGAGACCAUCAACACAAUGCAGUGGUGUAUCGCCAGUACUAUGCAGCCAAUCCGUUUGAGAACAUGUCCGAGGCCGAGAUUGAUGCUUACCAGGCUGAAGUACAACGCAGAGAACGAGGAGAGCUGGAGACCUCAAUUGAAGAGGAGAUUGAGCCUCCUGUGGCAGAAGUGCCCAAAGAAGCCCCCCGAACACAGAGGGCUCCUGAGCCAGAGAUUCAAGAACCAGAAGUGAGAUAUACUAGAGGCCAGGAAUACACCAGCGACACGCCGGUCACCUCUAGACCCAGACAGCCACAAGGCUACUCAGUGCAUGAAGAGAAGAUGUUGGCACAACUGGCUGAGACAGUGGUGCAGUCAGUCAUACAUGAUGCUUUGUCUGCUGCACACCAGGAAGAGCCUGUGACAGUGACUGUGAAACGAUCAGAAUCAACCAAAGACCCCAAGUUUGUUGAGAAGUUGGAGCGGACAAUAGUUGAGAGGUCAAAAUCUGAGCGUCGCCCAAAGG